This is a messenger RNA of Macrosiphum euphorbiae (potato aphid), 480 nucleotides long. Lineage: Eukaryota; Metazoa; Arthropoda; Insecta; Hemiptera; Aphididae. The record is from the annotation of a GenBank genome assembly.
AUGGUCGCUCGCCGAAACGAACAUCGUCGAAUUGACAUAUCGCCGAAUCGCCCGCACCGAAACGUCCUAGAUCCUAAGCAGGACAUUUCCUCAUGUAUUACGUCUGAAUUAGAAGAUACGUCACGUUCAUUAUCAUCCCCCUCCAAAAAGCGAGCACGUUCUUCUAUGAUUUCUUCAAUAAAAAAUACAGAUGAUUCAACUCCAAUAUCAGAUCUUGUCUCAAAAACUAUUGUUGCUGAUUCUACUAAUUUUAUGAAUGUAUAUGAUAUAGGAUUUUAUAUAAACCGUACGUUAUCACAAAAUGAAAUAUCUAUUAUGAAUAAUCUAUGGGUGCCAGAUAUCAACUACAAAUUUCCAAUGAAAAAGUUUAUGAAAAAAAACAAGCAAGUAAAUUUAAAGUUUCAAUAUUCGUGGCUUCUGAAGUAUCCAUGGCUAUGUUAUUCCAAAAAGAAUGCGGCGCUUUUUGUAAAUUUUGUGUAG